AUGACGGAGCUACAGCUUAAAGCUUUAUUCGGGGCGAAGUCUCCAGGCAAGUCAUAUUUAACUUAUGUCCAGCAAAACCGGUUACUCUUUCAGCAGGAACUCUAUGAUGAAAUGGAGUAUACUCGUCCCUUAGACCAAUUUCACGUUAUGCAUGGGGACUCUGGCCCGAUCGGCCUGUCAUUUGCCGACAGGUCUGAAGCAGACCGAUUUGGUUGUAUGGUCAUCGAAAGACUUUCGCGACAGCGGACCCCCCGAUCUCACACUAUCUCAACCAAUAAGAUAGUGACUAACAUUGGCAACAAGUCGACUAAUCUUAUAACUGGUCCUUCUGAUAUCUGUAUUCCUACAAAGGAUAAAGCAUAUUCCAAAAGAUCUAAUAAAACCCAAAAGGCAAGUGUUAUUCAUGGUUGCAAGCCCCAUAAGCUACUUUAA
Protopolystoma xenopodis is the source of this 432-nucleotide messenger RNA. The record is from the annotation of a GenBank genome assembly. Lineage: Eukaryota; Metazoa; Platyhelminthes; Monogenea; Polystomatidea; Polystomatidae.